CCUGUUACAGUCCCGUCUACUACCCCAGUUGACCAUCAUGAAAGCUAACACCAUAGUGAUACUUUUACUUCCAAUUUUAUUGGCUGUAUAUUUUACUGAUGGGACUGCGUCGUACGGUACAUCAGUAGGUCACGUUGCAACUGUACACGCGGAAUCGGAUGAAUACCAUGGCCGACCAGGUGAUGAAGAUGACGACGACAACGAUAACGACGAAGAAACUGACCAUAAAAAACUGUACUCACGCUACUCUGGUUCCGCUCACGCUGCGCAGUCCUACAAUGCUCCGGCCUACGUUGCAGCCCCAACUUACUCGACUCCAGCUGUUGCAGCUGCAACUUAUUCUGCUCCACUUGCAGUCACUUCCGAUUAUGCGGUUCCGGCUUACGAAGUUCCUGUCCAUAACACUGAGGACCCUUUUUUGCCAUACUGGUUGCGUUCGGGUUAAACAAAAAACGUAACUUCUCAUAUUCCUCCCUUAAGCUAUCGCUAAUCUUCUCAAUAUUCAUUCUGAAGCCAGCUUAACAAACAUGUAAAACAAAAACCCUAAGCUAUCAUUCAUUAUUAAUCAUCUUUUACUAUUAAUUUUCAAUAUCAUUUCAAUCAGCCAACUGGAGUUACCAUAUAUACUUACUAUUGAACAAUACACUAAUUAUUAUAAA
Molecule: messenger RNA, 659 nt
Organism: Daphnia carinata
Lineage: Eukaryota; Metazoa; Arthropoda; Branchiopoda; Diplostraca; Daphniidae
Exons: 2
Coding region: 38-445 (135 amino acids)
Source: RefSeq, a predicted model, not a curated record